AUGUCCACUCCGCUGCCCGAGAAGUAUGACGACCUCCCCGAUAAGAAGAGAUAUUGGCCUGCCCCCCCCGGCUCUGUCGAGGAGGGUUUAGGGAUGCUGCGGAUCCUCACGCCAGACAUCGUUGCCAAUGCAGCGCGCACCGAGAUCCGCACCGGCGAGAGGGUCUGUUUGAAUUGGGACUUGGAAAAUCUGAACCCACCAGGAUUCGGACGCAAACCAUUUGAACACCGCGUCAAAUGGGUCAACCAGGGCAUCGCCUUUGAUGACGAAUACCACUUCAACCCACAGCAAUCAUCCCAAUGGGACGGAUUGCGACACCACAAUGCCCCGGCCCCGACAACAGAAAACCCAGACCGCAGGGUCUUCUACGGCGGCACAACAGCAGAGGAGAUCCAAGACCCAAAGUCCACCCGGAUCGGCAUCGGCCACUGGGCGACCAAAGGAAUCGCGGGCCGCGGCGUCCUCAUCGACUACCUCUCCUGGGCCAAAAAAAGAGGCAUCACUGUCAACGCACUAACCCGACACACGGUAUCGCUCGACGACGUGCUGGCCAUCGCAGCGGAAUGCGGAAUCAAGUUCCAGAAGGGUGAUAUCUUCUUCCUUCGAGUCGGUCUCCCGCAGACCUGGGCGAAUAUGUCUGAUGCCCAGAGACGGGAGUACAGUCUCCAGACCAUGCCUAACCAUGCGGGCAUCGAGCAAAGCGAGCGCAUGCUACGGUUCAUUUGGGAUAACCAUUUCGCAGCUGUUGCGUCGGACGCAGUCAGCUUUGAGGUCUUCCCGCCAGUUCAGCCGGAGUGGGAUCUACAUCACCAUAUCCUCGCUGGGUGGGGGGUGCCUAUUGGGGAGAUGUUUGAUCUGGAUGGGUUGGCGGAGAUGUGUGAGCUGUUGGGUCGGUGGACAUUUUUUGUAUCGAGUAGUCCGCUGAACUGUGCGAAGGGGGUGUCUAGUCCGCCUAAUUGCAUGGCUAUUUUCUAG
Monascus purpureus is the source of this 975-nucleotide messenger RNA. NCBI's taxonomy places the organism in Eukaryota, Fungi, Ascomycota, Eurotiomycetes, Eurotiales, Aspergillaceae. The record is from the annotation of a GenBank genome assembly.